CAAUUGUUAGUGUCAGAGCUAGGAUUCUCUCUGGCCCGCAUGACCCCAAAGCCCAUGCAUAUGUAUGUGUCUUUAACCCUUACUUCUUAGAAGUACAUGCAAAGGACACAUGUUAAAUUGUAAGCAGUAGUUGGGGUUACAAGUGAUAUUUUCUGCUUAUGGUAUUUUUUGCUUUUUUAAUUUACACAUUUGUUACAGAGAAUAUAUAAUCUUAUGUUCAAGAGGAGGGGAAAACACUGUUAGUAGAAUACUGGUAUCUUGCCUCUUAGGGUUUAUCGUCCCUGACAAUAAAGUCUCCCAGAGAAUGUUUCUCUUCUGGAUCAGAAGCCCUCUCCAAGAUGGGUCUCAAAGGGCGCUCUGAUCUAAGAGUGUGGCCUUAUCAAAACAUCUCCACGUUUUGUCUUUGAUGACUCUCAGGUGUGGGGUCAUGUCCGGGGCCAGGUGAGGAGCACAGAUGGUGGGACACAUGGCUCCGGGCACAGGCAACAUGGGAUGUGUGCCACUGGGCACGUUAGUUGUGUCACUUUAACUGUCACAUAAAACAAAAUCUCAAAAAAAAAGUUACCCCAUCCUCAGCUCCAUGACCUUGCUUCCUUUCUCUUCUCCCUCAUGCACACAGAGGUGUAGUUCAAGGAAAAGUGCUGCUGAAGAUAGGGAGGAACUCUCUACCGGCAUCACCAUGAGACCAGGGAGCCCCCGUGGUUGUCCUCUUCCCUCUCCGUGGGCCCCACUCUCCCCUGUCUGCUGGCCUUCCUUUGUUCAGCUGAGGGCGACAGGCCGGCUGUGGGGACACAGGCCCAGCAGGAAGACCGUCGGGGUGCUGCCCGGGUGCCAUGACGUCAUGCUCGAGAACGCCCCCAUUUCCCCACAGUGCGGUCUGGAACAUGGUCGCCCCAGGACCACAAUGCUUUUGCACAGGCCAGGGCCAGAAGAAGAGGUUAAAAAAGAUCAGGGACACCCUGCUCCUCUGAAGGGGUAGAAGGGGAGGAGAGUGGCAGAAACAAAGCCCAGUGGGUCUGGAAUGUGGAGACUGCGAGGCUGAGCAGAUGGAGGAUGGGAUGGACACCUCAAGGAGUUCUCAAAACCCAAGAGGCCAGGAGAGCUAGGGUCAGAAAAAUGUGUGGCCAGUCUGCUGUGGAGGCUGAUAGGGGCACACCACCCUUCUUAACUCUCCCACCUCUGACUCGUGUCACAUCUGGAUGGCAAGAAAUCAGGAACAUGUACAGCUCCACUUGGCAGCCCUGGCAUCACUCAAGGGAGAUAUAGUGGAGCUUAAUAAACGUCUGCAGCAAACAGAGCGGGAACGAGACCUUCUGGAAAAGAAAUUGGCCAAGGCACAGUGUGAACAGUCCCACCUCAUGAGAGAACAUGAGGACGUCCAGGAGCGAACAACGCUUCGGUACGAGGAACGCAUCACGGAACUCCACAGCAUCAUUGCUGAGCUCAAUAAGAAGAUAGACCGUUUGCAAGGCACCACCAUCAGGGAGGAAGAUGAGUACUCAGAACUGCGAUCAGAACUCAGCCAGAGUCAGCACGAGGUCAACGAAGACUCUCGAAGCAUGGACCAAGACCAGACCUCUGUCUCCAUCCCUGAAAACCAGUCCACCAUGGUCACCGCUGACAUGGAUAAUUGCAGUGACCUGAACUCGGAGCUGCAGAGGGUGCUGACGGGGCUGGAGAAUGUUGUCUGCUGCAGGAAGAAGAGCAGCUGUGGCCUCUCCGUGGCUGAAGUGGACAGGCACAUUGAGCAGCUCACCACGGCCAGCGAGCACUGUGACUUGGCCAUCAAGACAGUCGAGGAGAUUGAGGGGGUACUUGGCCGGGACCUGUAUCCCAACCUGGCUGAAGAGCGGUCUCGUUGGGAGAAGGAGUUGGCUGGGCUGAGGGAAGAGAAUGAAAGCCUGACCGCCAUGCUGUGCAGCAAAGAGGAGGAGCUGAACAGGACCAAGGCCACCAUGAACGCUAUCCGGGAGGAGCGGGACCGGCUCCGGAGGCGGGUUCGAGAGCUUCAAACGCGACUACAGAGCGUUCAGGCCACAGGGCCCGCCAGCCCUGGCCGCCUCACUUCCGCCAACCGCCCAGUUAACCCCAGCACCGGGGAGUUGAGCACGAGCAGCAGCAGCAAUGACAUUCCGAUCGCCAAGAUUGCUGAGAGGGUGAAGCUAUCGAAGACCAGGUCCGAGUCUUCAUCAUCUGAUCGACCAGUCCUGGGAUCAGAAAUCAGUAGUAUAGGGGUAUCCAGCAGUGUGGCGGAACACCUGGCCCACUCUCUUCAGGACUGCUCCAACAUCCAGGAGAUCUUCCAAACACUCUACUCACAUGGAUCUGCCAUCUCAGAAAGCAAAAUUAGAGAGUUUGAGGUGGAAACAGAGCGGUUGAAUAGCCGCAUUGAACACCUCAAAUCCCAAAAUGACCUCCUGACCAUAACCCUGGAAGAAUGCAAGAGCAACGCUGAGCGCAUGAGUAUGCUGGUGGGGAAGUAUGAAUCCAACGCCACGGCGCUGAGGCUGGCCCUGCAGUACAGUGAGCAGUGCAUAGAAGCCUAUGAACUCCUCCUGGCACUGGCUGAGAGUGAGCAGAGCCUUAUCCUGGGGCAGUUCCGGGCAGCCGGCGUGGGGUCCUCUUCUGGAGACCAGUCAGGGGAUGACAACAUCACUCAGAUGCUCCAGCGCGCUCACGACUGCCGGAAGACAGCUGAGAAUGCUGCCAAGGCCCUGCUCAUGAAGCUGGACGGCAGCUGCGGGGGCGCCUUUGCCGUGGCUGGCUGUAGCGCUCAGCCCUGGGAGAGCCUCUCCUCCAACAGCCACACCAGCACAACCAGCUCCACAGCCAGUAGCUGCGACACAGAGUUCACUAAAGAAGAUGAGCAAAGGCUGAAGGAUUACAUCCAGCAGCUCAAGAAUGACAGGGCCGCAGUCAAGCUGACCAUGCUGGAGCUGGAGAGCAUCCACAUCGAUCCCCUCAGCUAUGAUGUUAAGCCCCGGGGGGACAGCCAGCGGCUGGAUCUAGAAAAUGCCGUGCUAAUGCAGGAACUGAUGGCCAUGAAGGAGGAGAUGGCCGAGCUGAAGGCCCAGCUCUACCUCCUGGAGAAGGAGAAGAAGGCGCUGGAGCUGAAGCUGAGCACGCGGGAGGCCCAGGAGCAGGCCUACCUGGUGCACAUCGAGCACCUGAAGUCCGAGGUGGAGGAGCAGAAGGAGCAGCGCAUGCGAUCCCUCAGUUCCACCAGCAGCGGUGGCAAAGACAAGCCCGGCAAGGAGUGUGCUGAUGCCGCCUCCCCAGCUCUGUCACUGGCUGAACUGAGGACAUCAUGUAGCGACAGUGAUCUGGCUGCCGAGUUCGCCAAUGCCAUCCGUCGAGAAAAGAAGUUAAAGGCCAGAGUGCAAGAGCUGGUGAGCGCUUUGGAAAGACUCACCAAGAGCAGUGAAAUCCGACACCAGCAAUCAGCAGAGUUCGUGAAUGACCUAAAGCGAGCCAACAGCAACUUGGUGGCUGCCUAUGAGAAAGCAAAGAAGAAGCAUCAGAACAAACUGAAGAAGUUGGAGUCUCAGAUGAUGGCCAUGGUGGAGAGACACGAGACCCAAGUGAGGAUGCUUAAGCAAAGAAUAGCUCUGCUGGAGGAGGAGAACUCAAGGCCACACACCAAUGAAACUUCACUUUAAUCAGCACUUGGGCACCAAAGCUCCUUCCAUGGAAGCUAAACUCUAGCAGUUAACCGGGGACAGAAGCACCCCGGAGGCAGAGCACCUGGUGGGAGAGUGACAAAAAGGAAGGUUGGCAGGUAGGUCAGCACCUGCAUAGUGGAGUGCCAUGGACUCAUCAGCCCCAGGGGCGAGUGGCCUGGUGACACCGUGUAGACUAUCCAGAGGCUCCCGCCCCUCCCCUCCCAGGCCCACGGACAGCCUGUAAAUACCUGCUCUGUGCGCCAUGCUCAGUAGGCCUUGCUUCUGCUCUCAGCCCCGGCAGUCACUCUCCCACCUGUUCUGGAGCUUGUGCAUCGGUGGUACCCUCGGCAUUUGUUUUACAAGACUGUCCAUUCUUUCCUUAUCUUUGACACCCCAUUUCUCCUCUUUCUUCUUCAGAGAUAAAUGCUGACAAAACAUGGGAGUGGGGAGGGGUUGUCUUCAGCCUCUAGAACUGAUUUGCUUAUUGCAACCAGGCCUUUGGUGUUCAAGUCCCACUACCAACCCCAAGACAGACGGUCGCUCAGAGGUGCUCUGGAAGGUAGAUUACAGGGGGGUGGUGCAUAGGCAUCGCUUCUGGUCCCUGAUACAUUUGAAGUUAUGGGGGAGCAACCCCAGGGCUAUGCCUGACAGCUCUGUUUGGGAGAAUGAGACUUCUUUCACCUCUCACUGUGGAUGUAGGGAUGGGAAGGGCACUUUCUUUUGACUCUGGGAUUUUCCCUCCCAGUGGAGCCUUAUUAAAGCCAAGACUUAGAGCUGAGAUAGUCCUAUUGAUACAUAUAGUGGAACUAAAAUUUUACCAGGAGUUUCUUCAAGAGCAGAGGAGCAUUAGUACUUUUGCCCACCCCAGGGCACCACAUAAUUGCUGUUCUGCAUGAAUCAAACAAAGCUCAUGCACAGGACGAGAAACAUAGCUCUGGACCUCUCUUUCUCUAAAGGCAAGAGGCAGGACAUGGAGUAGACUGAAUGUUUUGCAGGCUGAUACCACCUAUUGAAGAGACUGCUACUGAACCACCAGUUCAACUUCACUUCUGCUGUUAGGAAGGGCAGGGGGUGAAGAAAUGGUUGUUGAGACCUCCUUUUAUCCCCCUAGAGAAAUGGCAGUUAGUAUACGGUACUUAGUCCUUAAACAGGUUAAAUCUCAAGAAAAAUGCUGACAGGGCUGGGCGGGGACCAAAGUACCUGAAUUCUUUCAGGAAGGCCUCCACCAUCUUAAAUUCAUUAUUCCAUUCCUGUCUUUCAGUUCUUCUGUAGUUACCCUACACUGACAUUUUCAAACACCACUUGCCUUUCAUUCUGUAGCACCUGAAGAUCCACCCAGUCUCCUGAGAACUGUAUCUCAAUGCCACAGUGCACGAAGUUUUGUUUAUGACCAGGUCACAUUACAGCCCCAAUAUCCGUGAGCUACUAAAGGUCUGUUUUCAGACAAGCUGAAUUCAUCAAGCCUUCUUUGCAAUGGCGAAGGCCACUCCAGCCACCACCUUGGAGGGCAGGGCAGUUCUUUCCCAAAAGUGAUCACCCUUCUUUCUCAGGCCAGCAGUGAAGCUGCCUGCCUUCAAACAAAACAAAACAAAAACCCGUGUAAGUCUGGAAGGACCAGCUUUUGGCUGCUUUGAUCACUGUGAAAGUGCCCACUGGCUCCUGUUUCUGUUAUGUAUCUCUACUAUUUAGCAAAGAUGGUUCUUGUGAUUUUUUUUUCUUAAUUUUUACGCGUGUGAUAAAGUUUCAUUUUGUCAUAAGGAAAAUUUUAUGGCUAAAAAAGUAUGUGCAAAAGGGGUUUAAAAGGCAAAAUGCUGGUUUUCCCCAUUUUUCCAGUCUGCCUAGGGGAAACAGCCUCCCCUUAGCCAACUGGGAUGUCCAGGGUGGGAAACCACUCAUGGCUCUCCUGUUGACUGAACAGGCAUCAGAAGUUUUAAUUUCACCAACACUGAAAGGUAUAGCUGACACAGGAAUAAAAUCGUCUGCUGACCUCUGUCUACCAUUCUUGGUCCAAGUUAAAAGAGAACUCACUCUUUUAGGUUAGGUAAGUCAUAUAGGGUCAUGUAACUCUUUCAGACUCGGGAGGUCUCAGCUCCUCCAUUUUAAGCCCGGUAUUACCCUACCUGGUCUCCUUUGAGUUUAUCCUUCAACAUCAUACUUUUUAAUAUGUGGUGACUAGAUCCAAACUAUUUCCCCAGAAAACUGUUACUUUUAUAAAGGUAUGGAAUAAAAAAGCAAUUAAAUAGUU
Acinonyx jubatus (cheetah) is the source of this 5907-nucleotide messenger RNA. RefSeq names its product MCC regulator of WNT signaling pathway (gene MCC). Gene Ontology annotation, cellular component: cytoplasm. The transcript is spliced from 17 exons. Bases 1200 to 3659 code for a protein of 819 amino acids. The record is from RefSeq and is a predicted model, not a curated record. Gene Ontology annotation, biological process: negative regulation of canonical Wnt signaling pathway. Gene Ontology annotation, molecular function: calcium ion binding. Lineage: Eukaryota; Metazoa; Chordata; Mammalia; Carnivora; Felidae.